AUGGGGAAAUUCAGAAGUAUCCUCCUUCUGUGCUUUGGCUUUCUUCUAGUCCAUGUAAGAGGUCAACGUGAUUUUGAUUUAGCUGAUGCUCUUGAUCACCCAGAUGACAUAAUUACCAGGAAGCCUACAGUGAUCAGAAGACCAACAAGGCCUGUGCUGAACAAUGAUCUGAAUCUAGGCGAUGCUCUUGGUGGAGGUGACAUCUCAAGAAAACCUUUAUACCCACCUCUUCCACCACGACCAGGAAGUCAUAUGAAUUCUGGAGGUUUUGACGACUCAGAUCUCAUUGAUGGGAAGCCUUUACCACCGCACAUAGCAGGAGAAGAGAAGCAUCAUUUCAAUCAGGAAGGAAACACAGAUUCAGGAUUAAUAGCUGGAGUUACAUCUCCUAUAAUUUCUGCUUUUGUAAUAUUAAUUGUUGGAUCAAUAGCAGCCUACUCUGCUUACAGGAACAAGAGACUUUGUUUCAAACCACAUGGUAAGACCGAAUCGGUUUCAAAUAGAUGGGAAUUUUAUAAACUGUUUCAGUGGGAGCAGAAACAAGUCAGGGAUGAGGGCAUUUGA
This is a messenger RNA of Mesitornis unicolor (brown roatelo), 564 nucleotides long. It is a transcript of the gene XG, whose product is annotated as Xg blood group. The transcript is spliced from 8 exons. Gene Ontology annotation, biological process: homotypic cell-cell adhesion; positive regulation of neutrophil extravasation; T cell extravasation. The record is from RefSeq and is a predicted model, not a curated record. The coding region runs from base 1 to 564 and encodes 187 amino acids. Lineage: Eukaryota; Metazoa; Chordata; Aves; Mesitornithiformes; Mesitornithidae.